Molecule: messenger RNA, 3906 nt
Organism: Camelina sativa (false flax)
Lineage: Eukaryota; Viridiplantae; Streptophyta; Magnoliopsida; Brassicales; Brassicaceae
Product: protein STICHEL-like 4
Biological process (GO): DNA repair; DNA-templated DNA replication
Cellular component (GO): DNA polymerase III complex; DNA replication factor C complex
Molecular function (GO): ATP binding; ATP hydrolysis activity; DNA-directed DNA polymerase activity
Source: RefSeq, a predicted model, not a curated record
UCAUCCAUCACAUCAUAACUUAACUACUAAUAAUACAAACAAAAGAAACAGCUAAAUUCAAAGGUGCGAACUCUUUGGUCUCUGUUUUUUUUAAAACCCAACCAUUUUACUUGUUGAUAUUUUUAUAUAUUUUUUCACUUCUCGGAAACGGACAAACCGCUUUAUUGGCGAUGUGGUCUGCUUGCUUCAUCUCUCUCUCUCCAUUGCCUCUGUGUUCGUGUCCGUAAAACAGAUCUCAAAAAACCUCUCUCUUUCUCUCUCUCAAGAUUCCCACUCUUUUCUCUCUCUAUACACUUUGAAAACAGCGUCUUUUCCUGCCAAAAAACCAUCGCUUUCUCCAGAGAAACCUCACUCCUGCCUCAUGUGAAUGUUUGGUUAAGAAAGAGAGAAAAAGAGGAGAGACAUCUGUGACUGCUUUUCACAAACGGUGUCGUUCUCAUUUCUCCUUUUAUUCCUCCACUUGUAUGUAUAAAUCUUUGAAACGGACCAUUCAGUUUUGUUUGUUUGUUGGUCUCUCAAUAGUAAAAGUUUGAAUAUUUUCUUAAAAGAAACAGAGCUUUUUGCGUUUGUAGCAUUCUUGGUUUGUUUUUUUUUAUUACUCAUUUUCUUACCUUCAAGUACUAGAAGAAGCACAUAGCUCAAAAAAGUUUACGUUUUUGCACAAAUGGGUCCUUAAAUUUUGGGUAAUUUUGGGCAAGUUCAGUGAAUCUUGGGAGGGGCAAUUAGGGCUGUUACCAAAGUCAGUGAUAUCGUUUUCAAAUUUGGAAACUUUUGAUUUUCCGCAGAAGAAAAUGAGAUACAGCUCGAUUUGGUUCUUCUAUAGAGACUUAGACAAGAAGAUUCUCUCGAAGAAAACAGAACACUUGUGACCAUAUUCAUGAGUAGGGCUGCUUCUUCUCGGAUUCUGAAAGAUUCAAAUGGAGACUUGGGUGAGCAUCUUCGUAACCAUAUUCACUUAACCAACUGUAUUCAUUUGAAGAACCAUAUGCACAACAACAACAACAACAAACAGAGUCCGGUUUUGUCUGACCGGUCUCUUCUUAUGAGAGAUCUUGUCGUUCUCCAGAGAUCAAGAUCACUUAGAGACCCAUCAGCGAGCCCGAAUUUGAAAGAAGAUCAUAAGGAUUCACGUGAAGGAAGGAGAAGAUCUGCUGAUCAGAAUGUGGUUAAGAAGUCUGGUCUUCGGUUGUCUGGUUCGUCUCCAAUUGUGAAUUUUGGGACUUCUAAGGUGACUCCUUCUGAUGAAAAGUUUGAUAGGUCGAGUAGGAAGAGUAAUAGGUUCGAAGAUGUGAACGAGGUUUGUAGUGUUGAUUCUGUGAAAUCGAAAGAUAGUGUCAGUAAGGUCAAUGAGGAUAUUGUCAAGACUCUGUCUGAUCAGUUAAACGAGGAUAGUGAUGAUUUGGUUUCUUUUAAUAUUAUACCGCGCGGUAAUGGGCAUAGAAGACGUAAGUUUAGAGGGACGAGGAGAGCGGGACGAGGGGUUAAUGUUAGAGACAAUGUUGGUAACGAGAGUGAGAUGUCUAUUGCUUCUAACUCAGUGCCUCGUGGUGAGAAGUAUAAAGGAGAAGGAGGAGGAAGGGAUAGAGAACAGAACAUGAGUGGAGCUGUUCCAAGAAACGGUUGUGUUCCGUUUAACUGGUCGAGCAUUCAUCAUAGAGGUAAAAGUUUCCUAGAUAUAGCUGGUCGGAGUUUAUCUUGUGGAAUGUCUGAAUCAAAAGGAAAGAAAGGUGAAAACGAUAUGCUAAUGUUGUCUGAUUCAAGCUUCUCUAAUCACGAGACGUUACCUCUUUUAGUCGAUAGCGCAGAUAAUGAAGAAUGGGUGCAUGAUUACUCAGGAGAAUUAGGUAUCUGUGCUGACAACUUGCUCAAGAAUGAUCAAAAAGAUUCAGAGUUUUGUAAGAAGAGCAGCCGCAAAAAUACUCGGUGGCAUCAAAGCUUUACGCAGAAGCACGCUCCAAGAACAUUCCAUGAUCUAUUGGGACAAAAUCUAGUGGUACAAGCACUAUCCAAUGCUGUUGCUAAACGAAGAGUUGGACUUCUUUAUGUCUUCCACGGUCCAAACGGAACCGGUAAAACAUCUUGUGCUAGGAUUUUUGCUAGAGCAUUGAACUGCCAUUCUACAGAACAUUCAAAGCCUUGCGGCGUAUGCAGUUCUUGUGUUUCUUACGAUGAUGGUAAGAACAAGUACAUUCAAGAAAUGGGUCCUGUUAAAAAAUUUGACUUUGAGAAUCUGGUUGAUAAGAUGAUCAUCCGUCGUCAGCAGCAAAGACAGCACCUUACAUUCAUAUUCGACGACUGCGACACCAUGUCAACAGAUUGUUGGAACGCGCUUUCGAAACUCGUGGAUCGAGCACCUCGUCGUGUGGUUUUCGUUCUUGUAUGUUCGAGUCUUGAUGUCUUGCCUCACAUUAUCGUUUCGAGGUGUCAGAAGUUCUUUUUCCCUAAGCUUAAAGACGUUGAUAUCAUCGAUUCCUUGCAACGGAUUGCGUUAAAGGAAGAGAUUGAUAUCGAUAAUGAUGCAUUGAAGCUUGUUGCUUCGAGAUCAGAUGGUUCCUUGAGAGAUGCGGAAAUGACUUUAGAACAGCUGAGUUUGCUUGGAACAAGAAUCUCUCUUCCUUUAGUUCAAGAAAUGGUUGGGUUAAUCUCUGAUGAUAAAUUGGUUGAUCUUCUUGAUCUAGCCUUAUCUGCAGAUACUGUCAACACCGUAAAGAACCUAAGAAUAAUAAUGGAAACAGGUCUAGAACCAUUAGCUAUGAUGUCACAGCUUGCAACCGUCAUAACUGACAUACUAGCCGGAAGCUACGAUUUCACUAAAGAUAAACGUAAAAGAAAGUUUUUCCGGCGACAUCCACUGUCUAAAGAAGAUAUGGAGAAGCUGAAACAAGCUUUGAAAACGUUAUCUGAAUCAGAAAAACAGUUACGAGUAUCGAAUGAUAAACUAACUUGGCUCACUGCUGCAUUGCUUCAGCUAGCUCCUGAUAAACAGUACUUGCUUCCUCAUAGUUCUUCCGCUGAUACUAGCUUUAACCAUACUCCACCAUUGACGGAUUCGGAUCCUUCAAACGGCGCUGUAGCCAGAACAAGAAGAGAUGGUAGUAGUAAGCAAGAUUUCAGUUGCAUAAAACGACCUUCGGUUGAAGAUAUUUGGUUAACCGUUAUCGAAAACGUUCGAGUUAAUGGUUUAAAAGAGUUUCUUUAUAAAGAAGGAAAGAUCUUUUCGAUUAGUAUCGGCUCAGCUCCUACGGUGCAGUUAAUAUUUAUGUCGCCAAUAGCGAAAUCAACGGCUGAGAAUUUCAAAGAUCACAUUUUGAGAGCGUUUGAGGCGGUUCUUGGAUCUCCAGUCACGUUAGAGUUCAGAACCGAGUCGAAGAAGGACCUGAAAAACGUCGGUUUAAGCAAUGGUGAGAGAUACCAUGAAAGUGGAAGAAGAAGCGAGAUCAUAGAAGUAGCUGAAUCUGAAUCUCCAAUGACUAGAGUUAGAAGGAAACACUUGGAAGCUAGUCAGAACCAGAAUCAGAACCAGAGCAUUGUGAAAGGAAAAGUUUCGUUGGCUCAAGUGAUCAAACAAGCUGAAGGAAACACUUGGUCUAAACACAAAGCCGUGUUGAUUGCAAAUAAGCUUGAACAAGAGAAUUUGAGACUUGAACCAAGAUCAAGAAGCUUGAUUUGUUGGAAAGUGUCAAGAAACACUCGUCGCAAGCUAUCGAGAUUGAAGAUGAGAACAAGAAGGAUACGAUUACAUUCGUUGUUGAAGCUUGUCUCUUGUGGGAAACGUCUAUCAACGAGAUCUCCUCCUAGAUAGGUUUUAAUUUAAAUUUUGUUACUUCUUCUUCUUUAGUUUUCUUUGAUCAUAAUGUAAUUUUUUGUAGCUGUAUAAUUUUCUUGAAUCUUUAUUCGGAUUUUGCA